Panicum hallii is the source of this 3283-nucleotide messenger RNA. Its product is annotated as probable leucine-rich repeat receptor-like protein kinase At5g49770. Gene Ontology annotation, molecular function: ATP binding; protein binding; protein kinase activity. Gene Ontology annotation, biological process: protein phosphorylation. The record is from RefSeq and is a predicted model, not a curated record. Lineage: Eukaryota; Viridiplantae; Streptophyta; Magnoliopsida; Poales; Poaceae. The transcript is spliced from 18 exons. Bases 181 to 3066 code for a protein of 961 amino acids.
AUAGGAGAUGAAAUAUGAAUAUCUACCAAUAUCUUGACCCGUUCCGAAUGAACAUGAUGCGUUCCUCCCUACAUUACAUACCAACCAAUAUGACCUACUGCAAUACAACCGGAGCUUCUCACCUUGCAGAAGAUGAGCGACUAAGAGCACUCCAGGGGCAUCUCAAGAAACUGUCCAAGCAUGGGGCUUCCUCCAUGGCUUGUCUUCUUGUUCGGUGUUCUUGUGCAGACUUCUGCAAUCUUGGCCGAUACGGAUUCGCGAGACUCUUCUGCCCUCAUUGCAAUUACUGAUAACUGGAAAAAUAAGCCAUCAAACUGGAAUGGCAAUGACCCGUGCAGAGACAAGUGGAUCGGGAUAAUUUGCACGGGGAACCGAGUCACUUCUGUAAGACUUUCAAGUAUUGGACUGUCAGGGACUCUUUCAGGGGACAUCCAGUCUUUGUCGGAACUCGUAUACUUGGACUUAUCCUACAACAAGGACUUGGGUGGUCCUCUACCUGCAACCAUUGGUUCCUUGAGUAACCUCCAAAACUUAAUUCUUGUUGGUUGCAGCUUCUCUGGUGAAAUACCAAAAGAAUUAGGACAGUUGUCGAAACUUAUAUUCUUAUCACUGAACUCCAAUAAGUUCUCUGGCUCCAUCCCGGCAUCACUAGGCAACCUCUCAAAGCUAUACUGGUUUGAUCUGGCAGACAAUAAGCUCACAGGAGAACUUCCCAUAUUCGACGGGACAAAUCCUGGGUUGGAUAAUCUAACAAAUACAAAACACUUCCACUUCGGGAUCAACCAGCUGUCAGGCCCCAUACCGAGCCAGAUUUUCUCCUCGCAUAUGAAGUUGAUACAUCUGCUUCUUGACAACAACAACUUUUCUGGAAGCAUUCCCCCAACAUUAGGACUUCUUAGCACACUAGAAGUUCUGCGUUUCGACAACAACCCCCAGCUGAGUGGGCCAGUUCCUAGCAAUAUCAACAACCUCACCAAGCUUGCAGAACUCCACCUAGAAAACAGCAAGUUGACUGGUCCACUACCAGAUCUUACAGGAAUGAGUUCACUCAGCUUUGUGGAUAUGAGCAACAACAGCUUCAAUGCAUCUGAUGUUCCUUCCUGGUUCACUACUUUGCCGUCUUUAACCUCAUUAUUCCUUGAAAAUCUGAAAAUUGGCGGCCAGCUACCACAAGCUCUCUUCAGCCUUCCUGCUGUUCAGACAUUGAGGCUCCGGGGCAACCGUUUCAACGGCACGCUAACUAUUGGGUCGGAUUUCAGUACUCAGCUCCAACUAAUCGAUCUUCGGGACAACCAGAUCUCAGCUAACACUGUUGGGGGAUCACAGUACAGCAAGACACUCAUACUUGUCGGAAACCCGAUCUGCGUGCCGGGUAGCAAUGAGAAAUACUGCGUGGAACCAGGGCAAUCUAAUCCGACGGCGGCUCCGUACUCUACUGCAAGGAACUGUUCGGCGUUACCAACCCCAUGCCUCUCAAACCAGCUCCUGAGCCCAUCGUGCAUCUGUGCCGUGCCAUACAGAGGCACCCUGUUCUUCAGAUCGCCAUCGUUCUCUGACUUGACCAGUCCCACGAACUUUGUCACGCUGGAGAAGGACAUGGAAACCAAGUUCGAGAAACUAAACGUCCCGGUGGACUCGAUCGCCAUCCACGACCCUUUCUUCGACUCGAACAACAACCUGCAGAUGAGCCUUGAGCUGUUCCCAAGUGGCAAGGUUCAGUUCAGCGAACAAGACAUUUCUGAUGUUGGGUUUAUACUGAGCAACCAGACAUACAAACCGCCCGGCACGUUCGGCCCGUACUAUUUCAAUGGGCAGCAGUACAGUUUUGCCAAUGACCUGGCAGUACCAUCGCAAUCGAAGAAGACGAACCGCCUACCGCUUAUAAUUGGAGCGUCGGCUGGCGGUGCGGUUCUUGCUGUAGCAGUCGUCGUCAUUGUUGUCUUCAUCGCCAGAAGGAAGAGAACACCCAAGGGGACUGAAGACAGGAGCCAGUCUUUUGUCUCCUGGGACAUGAAGAGCACCAGUGCCAGCACUGUCCCCCAGCUCCGCGGCGCGCGCAUGUUCAGCUUCGACGAGCUGAAGAAGAUCACCAACAACUUCUCGGAGGCGAACGACAUCGGGAACGGUGGCUACGGGAAGGUCUACAGAGGGACGCUGCCGAGUGGGCAGCUGGUGGCGGUGAAGAGGUCCCAGCAGGGUUCCCUGCAGGGGAGCCUGGAGUUCAGGACGGAGAUCGAGCUCCUCUCCCGCGUGCACCACAAGAACGUGGUCAGCCUCGUUGGCUUCUGCCUGGACCAGGACGAGCAGAUCCUCGUCUACGAGUACGUCCCCAACGGCACGCUCAAGGAGAGCCUGACGGGCAAGUCCGGCGUGCGCCUGGACUGGCGGCGGCGGCUCCGGGUGGUGCUCGGCGCCGCCAAGGGCGUCGCCUACCUCCACGAGCUCGCCGACCCGCCCAUCGUGCACCGCGACAUCAAGUCCAGCAACGUCCUCCUCGACGAGCGCCUCAACGCCAAGGUCUCCGACUUCGGCCUCUCCAAGCCCCUAGGCGAGGACGGCAGGGGCCAGGUCACCACCCAAGUCAAGGGCACAAUGGGUUACCUGGAUCCUGAGUACUACAUGACGCAGCAGCUGACGGAGAAGAGCGACGUGUACAGCUUCGGCGUGCUGAUGCUGGAGGUGGUGACGGCGAGGAAGCCGCUGGAGCGCGGCCGGUACAUCGUCCGGGAGGUGAAGGCGGCGGUGGACCGGAGCAAGGACCUGUACGGCCUGCACGAGCUGCUGGACCCGGCGCUGGGCGCGGCGCCGUCGGCGCUCGCCGGGCUGGAGCAGUACGUCGACCUGGCGCUGCGCUGCGUCGAGGAGGCCGGCGCCGACCGGCCGUCCAUGGGCGAGGUGGUCAGCGAGAUCGAGCGGAUGGUGAAGAUGGCCGGCGGCCCGGGGCCCGAGUCGGCGUCCGAGUCCAUGAGCUACGCCAGCCGGACGCCGCGCCACCCCUACGGCGGCGACAGCUCCUUCGACUACAGCGGCGGCGGGAUGCCGUCGACGAGGGUGGAGCCCAAAUGAAGCGCGCCGAGAACACGCAUAGCUGUUGAAUUGAUGUACAGGGUACUUAUUAGUUACAAUGCUGUGUAAAAUUAUACGUGUGCCUUUGGAUUAAAAACUGAUUGUUUGCUUAGGAGAUUGCUAACUUGAUACGUAGCAAUUUCAGGUUUGUUAUACAGAAAAAUUGAACAGAAGUAAGCAAAUACGUACAGAAAUGAUCUUGUCCUUGUUUGAUUGA